This is a messenger RNA of Rhopilema esculentum, 9243 nucleotides long. RefSeq lists its product as uncharacterized. Gene Ontology annotation, cellular component: nucleus. The record is from RefSeq and is a predicted model, not a curated record. Lineage: Eukaryota; Metazoa; Cnidaria; Scyphozoa; Rhizostomeae; Rhizostomatidae. Gene Ontology annotation, molecular function: histone methyltransferase activity; protein binding.
UGCUCUCCAUUUACAAGGUUAACUUAGGCCUGGGAAAGAGAAGGGUAUGACCGAAAUAGUUACGCAAAUUACAAUGUGAUUUAACUUCGAGGACAGCGACUUUCCACUUAAGCAUGCCAUGAGCUGGAUAACAGCAUGAUAAACGAACACGGAGAACUGCUGGGUCCUUCCGAAACAGAGAAUGACGGGUCGGCUGGUGCUAGUGCAGAGUCUAGUUCCUCAAACAAGAUGCCUAGGCCCUACGCAGGCGCUGAUGAUUCAAUGGAUGAUAUUGCGAGCGGACCUGGAGGCAGUCAAUCGCCCACCAAAGUACCCAAACCCGAACUACUUGUUGGUGAUUUGGUGUGGUCCAAGAUCCCAGGGCAUGCUUGGUGGCCAUCGAUGGUAUCUUACGAGCCAAAUAAGGCUGUUUAUUUCCAGAGUUCGGGCAAAGGGAAGACAUGUUUUAAAUACCAUGUCCAGUUUUUUGGUGACGAGCCUCAACGUGGAUGGGUUUCAGACAAGAAUAUGAUAAAAUUCACAGGCAAAGAUCCGGCCAUGGAGCUACCAACCACUGUUACUCCUAAACGUGACAAGCUUGCACAUUCAAAACAAGCAAAGGCUUGGGAAAGGGCACUGGAACAAGCACAAAAAGCACUCCCUUUAAAUCGACAGCAGAGAAAACUGUGUUAUGUCUUCAAAUACAAUGACGACCAUCUCAGCCAGAAAAUAACAAAGCCUAGUAAAUCCCCGGACUCUCCAACAAAGAAGAAGGAGAAGCUGCCAAAGAAAGGAGUAAAAGUAAAACCCAGGGUUACACGCCGUUCAUGUUUGCUAGGUAAACCUGAUGUCCAGCACGAGGAUCCUGGCGGUGGUAGUUCUGACGAUUUUUAUGAUAAAGAAAUCGAUACCGAAAAUAAUUUAGAUCAUUUAGAUGUUUGUAUUAGCUCAUCGGAAAGUAAGAACGUUAGCUUAAAGCAGUCUCAAGAUAAAAAAUCCAAUAUUGUUGAUUGUGAUAGAGGGUUAAAAAAUAAGUCAACCUGGAAAAGAAGAGGACGAUCAGCUGCUGUAAUACAAGGUCUCCUGAUAAAUGCAGUCCCUUCAACGCCGAAUAGUCUUGCAAAUACCGUUUCAGUAAUGACAGUAAAUGAGCCAUGUGUAGAUAGCUGUGAUCUGAUUGCUAGAAUGGAAGUAAAAGAUCCAGCUCUGAUUGAUGAAAAAUUUGACAAAUUUAAGGUUUCAAGGCUGAAUAGCAAACUUAAAGAAGGGGAAUUGGCAAGUUCAAACAAAAGAUAUCGCGAUGUUGAGAAAGAUGAGUUACUCAAAAAGCCCAAGAAAAUCAAACUUGAAUUUCUGCCAAGUAAAGCGCCAUAUUUUGAAAUAGUUCCAAAGAAGAUUUUGAAAAAUAAACAAACACAGACCCCAGAGCGGAAAAGCAAGAAGAGCAACGAAGGGACUAAAGCUAAGAGCAGGAAGAAAGGUUGCACGCGGAGAAAUAUCAAAACAAAGGAAACUCAUGCUUCUAAAAAGUUUUCAAGACAGUUGAAAUUGCCAACAGCAAAGAAUGAAGCUACUAAAAAGGCAGUCCAUUGCAAAUCUAAGAAAGAGAAAAGAAAGACUUUUGCAACCAGUGCCGGUAAGCAAGACUUUCAAGAGAAAAAGCAAGGAUUUGGAAGGAGAUCUGAGUCCCUUAUUAACGGGAAUUCCUCUGUGAAGCCCCAAAUUGGGGAUAUGGGUGAUAAGCGAGGUGAAAACGGAGCUACAGGAGAUAGUUCAGGACAAGAUAUCCCUUCUGCUGAAAACAAGAAGCCAUCAUCUGUAGCGGGAAGACUUAAAAAGAAAGGCAGAAAAAGUAAGAAACGCGGCAAAAAAAGAAUGCUCACUUCCAAACCAGUCAUUGAAGAUUCUGGAGCCUCAGAUACGUCGGUUAAUCAUACUGUUGCCUCUGAGACAAGCGUUGUUGGUAACCUUACUGAAAUAGCAACCAAGCAAACAGUCACUGAAGAAGAUAGAAAUCAAACUAUGUGCAUGGAGAGUUUUGAUGAAAGUACUCGUUUCGAACUGCAUACUAUUAAAAGAAAAUCAACUGGGUCAUCUUCUUCCACUAGACAUCAAAACAAGGAGAAACUUAAAAUCGACAGAUUGCCACUGAGGCGGAGUACAAGAAACCAUGUAUUAUUAAGUGGACCAGAUAAGGAGUAUUUUGUUUGUAAAGCUCGUCAGUUGCUCGAGAUAGAUGACAUUUUAGGUUUAUCAUCAGAAACCCAUCCUAAUGGUAAGAAUGGGAUAAACGGUUGUAUACCUAAGGAGUCGAUUCUGGAACUGAUACAUGACUUUGAGAGAGAAAUUCCAAUUGAGAUUGAAAGAACAGAGACUCCUGCAUCGGAGGUCCAAAAAACAGAAGAAUCUUCGCCAAAACCUAAAGAACAAAGUCUUCAGCUCGAUAAGAUAUGUACAAAUAACCGUUUGCCAGAAAAAGAAUGUACACAAACAAAUGUUGAUUCGGAUAACAGCGUUAGCUCAACAAUCUUUGGAAAUGAGAAAUCAAGUGAAACCAUUCAAUUAGGUCAAGAGAUCCACUGUGGUGACAAGGAAAAGCUGAAGGAAAAAGAACUUACUUUGUAUAAUGAACCUGUAGAUGGUUAUUUACACAUCAGAUCAGAUGAAAAUCUUUCCACUUGCACUUUGAUUUCUUCAUGUCAAAAAGAUGAUACUUACCAAGAUAGUUUUAAUCUUGAAUGGCAAGAGCGAGCAAAAGAUCAUAUUAAAGAUCCACAUUCAGAGACAUUUUCUACUGGUGAAAAGGGGAUUCGACUUUCUAUCCAAUUUUCAGACAACGCUAUAGAACCGGAAAUUGGAGCUAUGGAGAUGAAGCUGAUGAGUGAUCGUUCAGAUGAGCACGAGAACGUAAAUGAAAUCGCUGGUUGCACCUUAGAUGAUGCUGGCCCACAUAAAAGUGAUAUUUCCAUAGUGAUGCAUGAACAUGAAUCGCCAAAGCAAAACUUUUUCACCACUGAUGAAGAAAGGUCAAAUCAAAUACACGAAGAUAUUGAAAGGGAUAAUACCGUCUUUGAAUCUGAGGAACUGAAUGGCGUAGAAGAUGCGGACGUGUAUUUGAAUGCUGAUGAUGUAGGGCUUCCAGUUAGUAAAGGCUGUGACAUUAACAAAGAUUAUCCCACACCAACUGUAUUUGCCAAAGCUGGAGAUCAAAAUGCAAUCGAACCUCAAGGCAAAGAGAUAGACGCCUUUAAGUUAGGGACGAUGCCAAGUAUAGAUACUGACUUUGAAAAAUCAUCUCAGCUUGAUCUGCAUGGUCUAGUUGACUUUCAGCCAGCUUUCAGUCGUCAAAAUCUGCCCUUUGGGCCUGUAUUUGCCUGUUCUCAAUCUUAUCAUGACAAAGGUUUUGACAGCACAUGUAACGUAUUGUCGUCCUUAACAACCCAAAUGACACAUGGAGAGGGAUACAUAGCAGCAGGUAAAGCUACUAUAAACAAUCCUACACUCGGUAUUAUCAACCAAUUAGAUUUGAAUAAUCCUAGCUCUUUGAGAGGAAUUCCAACUGGACAAUCUGCAGUACUUUCUCUGGUAGAUCCAAAGAAAAAUGACCUUUACGGUAUAGUGGAGUACCAGAAAAGUAAAAAUGUAAAUAACGUUUGCAUAUCAGAAGAAGAUCAAAUUGAGACGGAGAGAAGGGAAAAUGAACAGUUUGAAGAACAAUGCACAACUUUAGUGUCUUCUUGUGGGUCAUAUGAACUGGACAAUCCAGAAGCUUAUACUUUAGUUGUUGAAAAAAGAGGUGAAGCAGAAAGUUCAAAUCUACUUCCAUCUUUCACUGAUUGCAGUAGAUCUCUACAUGGGCCUGAUCUGGAGAGUACGAAAGACCAAAGUGACCAGUGUCCUGUCUCAGCUGGGUUGAACAUUUUUAACAGAUAUCAAAAUAUCGAGCAAGAAUCCAAUUUGAUGAAGAAUCAUGAAGAAAAUCCCCCUGUGCCGGACCGGGAUGAAAGAUGUGAGAAGAGAGAUGGCCUAUUAAAUGUGCCUGAUAGUGAUUAUUUGGAAGAUAACGGGAAAACACCUCCCGAAAUUGAAGAACAAGAUGUCCUGUCAACGGAAUGUGUAAACCUCACCUCUUCUAAUUCAUAUGAAGUAGUGAAGUCGUCACCUCAACCUCUGUCAGCUAGUAGCUCUCCGAGUCAUCAAAGUCCAGUCAGUCAGAGGCAAUCUAUUUUGAGUUCUGGUGAUUCUGUCAAAAGUGGAGAAAGCCCCUCUGUAAAUUGCUGUAAAAGACAAAGGAAGAGGAAGUCAAUGUCAGAUUUUCAUGUGGGCAUCGCGUUUGAUGAAAUACUGUCAAGCAGAGGUAGGGCUACCGAAGUGGAUAAAGGAAAGCCUGGCUUUGGAAAGAAGAAACGUGACGGUGUGAGGAAGAUAGAUUUUGAUCUGCACAAUACUGUUAAAAACAAAAGCACCUUGGAAGAAGAAAUUUUCGACAAUGACAGUAAAGUCACCAUUUCCCCCGAAGGAACUAAAAAAGCCAAUAAAAAGUCAAAAUCCUCUGAUAUCGGAAGGCAUUCAUCAGGAAAGAAAAAUUUGAUGGCCUUUGAGCAGAAAUCAUUGUUGAACGACACCAGAAAGAUUUCUAUAGAGAAUAAUAGAGAUGAACUGAAUACAACUGUAGAUAAGGCUUCUAUAGAUGGUGCAGAAGAUAUCAACUCUUUAGGAACCGAUGACCAGGGGGUUUCAGUUGAUGACCAAACUCAGAAUUCAAAUCCAAAGCAAGGGGAAUUUUCAGAUGAGCCAAAAAGCAAAACGAAAAAGUCACUGAAAACGGAAUGCAAGAACUCAAAAUUAACAAAAGCUGAGAGAAAAGUCACUCCAAAGAAAAGCGCCUUAAAUUCUUCAUCGAAAAAAUCCCCCAAAAAGAGUGGAAAGGAUCCAAGAAAAAGUAAAAAAAACGGCAGCAGGUCAGAGAGUGAAUGUAGGGCAACAACAGCUGGUACGAAUACUGAGGAAACACUCUAUUCCGAGAAACUUUCAUCAAACGAUGGUGUACGGACAGAGCUGGCUUCCAAUACGGCUACUCCUACUGCUGAUAAAAAGCCUAAAAGGAAGUAUGUUAGAAGGAAGAAGUUAAACGAAGAAUUGAAAGACAGUCAUACAGAAAUGGUUGAGAUGGCUAAUGUAGAUAAAGUGAAGAGAGGCAAAAAGAAGUCAGUCAGUAAGGGUAAAGAUGAAAAUCAAACUAAAACAAAAGGAGGUUUCCACAAACGAAAGAGCAUGAAAGCUGAGACUGGUAUUACGGAAGUUCCUGUUGAUGACAUAGAAGAAAGCAAGAGUGGCAGAAAGGUAAGAAAGCGGAAACAAAUUUCUUUGGAUGACAAAAAUGAAGCUCAGGAUUACUCUGACAUGGGACCACCACCAAAGCGCGUAAAACGCAAAAAGAGCUUAACCAAACAAAACCGAAAUAGGCACAGGAAGGCCUCUAAAGAUCUGCAGAAUUCGGAUGGCCAAACACCAAUAUCUGCGGACACAGGUGUCAUUGAUACUUACUGUUCUAGUGAUAAAGACUCUUUAGUGAAUAACUUUGAUAAAAAAAGCAACCAAAGUGGUUUGGAUGAAGGCACAGAAAAAUGCAGCGUGGUUGAUGCUGCGAAAGAUAAUCACUUUGAAAGGUCGUUAGCAGUGUCUUGUGUGCCUGGAAAGAAACUGAAGAAAGGAGAAAAACUAGAAACACGAAGUAAUGUUUCGGAUGAAACGUCAUCCAUUUCUGGGAAAGAAGGUGACGAUGCUGGUAAGAGCAAAAGAGACAGCAUUUGUGUUAUUUGUGAACAAUCGGAAGGAUUAUUGUCGUGUAACGGUGUUUGUUACAGCUCAUUUCAUCCAGAUUGCUUAGGACUAAGUACUGUUCCAGACAAAUUUUUCUGCGAUGAAUGCCUAACAGGCAAUCAUUCGUGCUUCCUUUGCAAAGAAACCGGGAAAUUACGCAAAUGCAGCUACCCUACUUGUGGCAAGUUCUAUCAUCAAGAAUGUGCAGAGAAAACACCUGGUUGUCGCCUUGAAAACAACAAACUUUACUGCUCGUUGCAUAGUUGUGGAACUUGUACUAAUGAUAAAGACAGCAAUAUGGCAUCAAAAAAGCGAAUGUUGCGAUGUGUACGCUGCCCUACGGCAUACCAUGCAUCUGGAUGCCUCGUGGCAGGAUGCAUGCAGUUGACAAGCUCUUUGAUGGUUUGCAACAAGCACUUUGUACCACACAAAAGCAAGCCGCAUCACACACAUUAUAAUGUCAGUUGGUGCUUUGUCUGUUCAAGUGGUGGGAUGUUAGUAUGCUGCGAUACUUGUCCAGCUGCGUUUCACCCCGGUUGUGUUGAAGACCUUGAUGGUGUUCCAGACGAGGCUUGGCAGUGUGACUCUUGCAGAGAGGGGAAGAAACCUCUUUUUGGUGACCUUGUUUGGGUCAAGUACGGAUUCUGGAGAUGGUGGCCAGCAAGGAUCUGCUUUCCAGAUGAAAUUCCGCUUCGAAUCCAAAACCUACCACAUGAUGUUGGUGAAUUCCCAGUUAUGUUUUUCGGAUCAAGAGAUUACUGUUGGCUGCAUGCAGGCCGGGUGUUCCCAUACCAGGAGGGUGACAAGGGCUGCAAAGUUAGCAAUAAAAGUGGAACGAACAAGAUCUUUGAGAAGGCAAUACGAGAAGUUGAAGAGGCUUACAAAGAGCUGAAGGAGAUACAGGACAAACAGUUGGAACAAAAGUUGGCAAAACAGUCAAAGAAACCACCGCCGUACAAACACAUUAAGACAAACAAAUACGUUUCAGCAAUGAGGAAUCUUAUCGACCCUUCUGAGUUCACUCUUUGCGAAUGUUCCCCCAGAGCGGAAAACCCCUGCGGGUCAGGCUCAGAAUGCUUGAACAGGAUGUUACAAAUAGAAUGCAAUAAGACGUGCAAGGCCAAUGAAAAGUGCCAAAAUCAACGCUUUCAAAAGUGCGAGCAAGUUGACUGCGUGCCGUUUAAGACCGCUCGUUGUGGUUGGGGAUUGAAAACCAGGCAAGAUAUAAAAAAGGGUGAUUUUGUGAUUGAGUACGUUGGCGAGCUGAUAGACGAAGCGACGUGUCGGAAGAGAAUCAAUGAUUACCAUGAUAAGGGUAUCAUUGAUUAUUAUUUCCUUGUUAUCGAUAAGGACAACAUUAUAGAUGCUUACCCAAAAGGAAAUACAUCCCGUUUUAUGAACCAUUGUUGUGAUCCGAACUGUGAUACGCAGAAAUGGACUGUAAACGGUGAGAUAAGAGUUGGUCUCUUUGCGAACAAAGACAUUAAAGCUGGAUCAGAGCUCAUGUUCAACUACAAUUUAGACACUCUAGGCAACGAAAAGAAGGCUUGUCAAUGUGGUUCUAAAAACUGCAGUGGCUUUUUGGGUGUUCGGCCAAAGACACAAAAUGCAAUUGCUUUAGGAGAAAAGAAGAAAAAGGACAAGCAAAAGAAAAAGAGGAAAAGCAAAAAGGAUAAAACGAAAGUUAUAAGACACGAAGAUGAGUGCUUUGCAUGCGGAGACGGUGGUGAACUGAUAAUGUGCGAUAGGUUAUCCUGUUCCAAAUGCUAUCACCUCAAAUGUCUCACGCUUUCGGAUAUGCCGAAAGGCAAAUGGGACUGUCCUUGGCAUUUCUGCGACAUUUGUGGCAAACGAGCGAGCUACUAUUGUAGCAUAUGUCCAAAUUCAUUUUGUGGCUCACACCAUGACGGGGAGAUUUUUGAAAUUUCAGAAGGUGUGUAUGUUUGUGAUGAGCAUUCUGAUGACGAGGUUAACGCAGAAAAGAACAGAGUAAGACUUUCAAAGGAAAAUAGUUCAAAGGCAACCGGUCAGACAAGCACAGGUCAACAUGGAAGAGGUCAGAAGGACAAGGGUCAAAAGGAUAAAGGUCAAAAGGACAAGGAGCAGAAGAGCAAAGGUCAAUCUCAGUCAGCUAGCAGUGUUCUAAAUAGUGAAGACAAGUCAUAGUUCUUUGUGCCAACCUCCCCCUUUUGUAUAAAGGUCAAGGGCUGUUGAAUUUUCGUUCGAUUUGGCUACAAGGUCACUGGGCAGUAGCUGCAAAGCAGAGUCUUCCGACUUCUCAACGCUUCAGGUCUUCGAGUUUCGAAUAGACUGUAGACAGGUCUCUAUGGUGAUGGUUUUGUAUUGCUUCUAGUAAGGGGUGUCACUUGUUGUCAGCUGCCAACACGAUAUGUAAAUCGAUUUAUCGAUUGCGGGGCUUCAUGGACAGGUUUCUGUAUACUUGCUCAAACUACCUUCUUGAUAGAAUUCCACAAGGAUGUGCACUGGCGCAAUUCUUAUUGAAACUGCUGCUGGAUAUUAUUCUACCGAAAUAGUUUUCUCGAUAAGCCCAAUCGAGAUUCAAAACAUAUAUGUCCACUUAGACCUCAAGUAAGCAAAUUGUUCUGUUUAUUGCUUCAAAAUAAUAAUCCAUUAGAACCUUUUUUCUGUAUAUUGUUUGCAUACACCUUUUACUUGAAAAUUGUCCUCCCACUGUGUUGCCUGAUCGAGUGACAUCCUACUCGAUAAAUGCAACAAUGAAAUUGUAUUUAUCUCAUUCUAAACAGACAAUUAUUUUAAUAAGACGAGAGCCUUUUGUAGUCUUAGACUGGGUCCUGUUAGUGUGGAUUAAUUUUAAGUAGGCCGCGUCUUUCUGAAGCGCCGAAAUACUUGACAUUCUUAGGCAUAGCGGUCGUGUAAGGCCGCGUAUCUUCGUUGUAACAUAGUCGUUUUAUUCUAGAUGCAAAGUGUCUUGAUAAAAUUUUAUUAGUAGUUGUCUUACUCUUGUCAUACAGUGAAGGUUAACUUCAAUGUCGGUUUACGAUGAUUUUAGUAAGUUGAGUCGCUCUUUAUUUAAUUGAUAAUAUCCCUGACGAUUGGCUUUCAUCGAAAAUCUAUCGGCAUGACUUUUGAGAAUGGUUGCUGUCGACCACUACAGCAGUGAUCAUAUGAGAAUAAAUUUGAUACACAGAGGCAACUCUCAGAUUGUGCAAACUAUCGCCACGCCCGCCUGACCAAUGCAGUUUUGAAUAUUUUUGCGUUUUAAACUGCGUUAAUUAAUCAAGGUAUAUAGGCCGUUUUACCUUGUUUCUUUUUUAUGUUAUGCUUUUAUUUUGAUUGUAGUAGGUUUAAUAUGUAGGAAUUUCUAGAAUGCAUCACAGGCAACGAACUGUUGACAAGGUAUACCUUAUACUUUACUAUUUUUAAUCUAUUUUCGUAACUAUUGAAAGAUUGUAGACAAUA